Messenger RNA from Colletotrichum orchidophilum, 1221 nucleotides. RefSeq names its product PDCD2_C domain-containing protein. The coding region runs from base 1 to 1221 and encodes 406 amino acids. NCBI's taxonomy places the organism in Eukaryota, Fungi, Ascomycota, Sordariomycetes, Glomerellales, Glomerellaceae. Gene Ontology annotation, cellular component: cytoplasm. Gene Ontology annotation, biological process: maturation of SSU-rRNA. The record is from RefSeq and is a predicted model, not a curated record. The transcript is spliced from 2 exons.
AUGGCAGACUACGAAAGUGAUUCCUCCGAGCAGGAGUUCACCGAGACCAACGUCCUGCUAGGUUACGCCAGCAAGGAUGCUGAUGAGGACACCAUCAGUCGUCUCGGCGGUCAACCAGACUGGUUGAACCCCGGACAACCUGCUUCAGCAGCACUCGCGCGCUGCAAAGUGUGCAACGAUAUCAUGGUCCAGCUUCUGCAGCUCAACGGCGAGCUCCCCGAAAAAUUCCCCGGCCACGAGCGCCGCUUGUACGUCUUCGCUUGUCGCAAGGCGAGUUGCCGGCGCAAACAAGGCAGCAUCCGAGCUGUCAGAGGUGUCAAGGUGUCCAAGGAGGCACAAGCAGCGGCAGCAAAGAAGGCGGAAACGAAGCCUCAAAGACAGGUGGAGGAAGAACCCAAGAAGGACGUCAGCUCGGGAUUGGGCAGCGCGCUCUUUGGCGGCAGUUCCGCUGCGGCAAACCCAUUCGGGGGCAACGCGAACCCCUUUAGCACGGGGGCCUCCUCGAGCAGCCCCUUUGGCACCGCGGCCCCGUCGAACCCGUUUUCGAAGCCCGCCGAAACCGAGCCAGCAAAAAGGGAGGCGGAAGACGCAGCUUCGUCCCUCCCCAAAACCUUCGCCGAGACCCUGAACCUCAAUAACCCGCAAACGCCCGCCGGACCGCCACCGCCGCCGGAGCUCUGGCCCGCGGCCGACGCCCUGCCCAAGCCGUACCCUAUUUCCUACCUCGCGGACGCGGAGUUUGAGACGCUCGACCCGGAACCCAUACCCGUGCCGCAGAACGCGCGCAUGGAGGUGGAUAACGAGGGGGGCAGCGGCGCCGCUGGCGACAUGAAGGACGUCUUUGAGUCGUCCAUGGACGCGGUGUUCCAGAAGUUUGCGGACCGCAUGGAGCAGAACCCGGAGCAGGCUAUCCGGUACGAGUUCAACGGCACGCCGCUGCUGUAUUCCAAGGCCGACGCUGUCGGCGCGAAGCUGGGCGGCGGCGGCGGUAUGACACGGUGCGGCAACUGCGGCGCCAAGCGCGUCUUCGAGGUGCAGAUGACGCCGCAUGCCAUUACGGAGCUCGAGGCGGAGGAGCUGUCGCUCGAGGGCAUGGACUGGGGCACCAUCAUCGUCGGCGUUUGCGAGGCGGAUUGUCAGCAGCGGGGCGUUGAGGUUGGUGAGGCCGGGUAUCUCGAGGAGUGGUGUGGUGUUCAGUGGGAGGAGCUCUCGAAGCGAUGA